Sesamum indicum (sesame) is the source of this 1422-nucleotide messenger RNA. Lineage: Eukaryota; Viridiplantae; Streptophyta; Magnoliopsida; Lamiales; Pedaliaceae. The record is from RefSeq and is a predicted model, not a curated record.
AUGGAUAGACGAUCAGUCUACGGUCCUCGUGAUAGUACUGUAUUAUCUCAACAAGCCCAACAUAGGUCUGACGAUAUUCCAGAUGGUGACCUAGACGCCGUACUCAUUUCACGGCGUGCGGAUGGUACCUUUUGGAGCUACUUUAACCAAAAUAAUAUGUCCGAGCGUGUCCAAGAAAUCCUACACCAAAUAGGAUUUUAUGGUGUCUAUAGGUGCGGACGCCUUCAACUAAAUCAACACCUCAUCACUGCAUUAGUGGAGAGGUGGCGAUCGGAGACGCACACCUUCCAUUUCCGUGUAGGGGAAGCCACAAUUACCCUACAAGAUGUACAAAUAAUUUGGGCACUCCCAAUAGACGGCGAGCCGGUGACUGGAAUUGAUUUCGACCGCACAACACAACAAUGGCAAGAAUAUUGCCUGACUUACAUAGGCUUUAGCCCGGAUGCAAAUGUGUUGAAGGGCUCGAGAUUACAAACAUCGGCAAUUACAUCUCAUUUGUCGGCGGUUUUUAUAUCUUAUAAUACUCCCCAGGCUGUCGUCGUCCAGUACGCACGUGCCGUUGCAUUACUUUUAUUUGGGGGAUUGAUGUGCCCAGAUUCCUCAGGUAACUAUGUCUCAUUACUAUAUCUUUCAAAAUUAGAAGAUAUAGAAACCGCGAGGAACUACAGUUGGGGGAGUGCUGUGCUGGCAUUUUUAUAUCGCGAAUUGUGCAAUGCCAGCACAAAAGGCAAAGCGGCAAUUGGUGGAGCGCUGCAAUUGCUACAGAUUUGGGCGUGGUCACGGAUUACGCCACUUUGUCCUGGACUUGGUGCCCAACGACUAUUUAUGGGCCAAGUGCAAAUGGACAAUAAUCGCUGGCUCCCAGCAGCACCAUAUGGUGCUACUUGGAAUUGUCAGCACACUUUCACCACUACAGUUCGGGGAACUGUACGAGUAAUACGAGAAAUUUUGGAUGAGAUGCAGGCGGAUCAGUUCAUAUGGCAGCCGUAUGACAUGGACUCGGAUGUCAUUAUGGCUUACGCCGAUGAACUGAACCCCCAGUUGUGGAGGUCAUCUGUUCCGUUAAUAUUCUACGCAAUAGUUGAAAUGCAUCGUCCCGAACGAGUUGUUCGCCAAUUCGGGAUGAGGCAGAAUGUACCAGAAUCGACGGAUACCCGUGAUAUGAGCCUCCAUCAGAUUUCCCGUAAAAAUCACGCGGGCGCAGAUUGGUCUCUGCAACACAUACAAUACAUCAAUAGAUGGCAAAAACGAUAUGACACGGUUGUACAUAGGCCACUCAUUUCUAAUAGAAGGGAAACAGAACGAGGUUAUUGGGAGUGGUACUACAACAUAACAAGAAAUUUCGUGUCGUCAUCUACUGAUAGACGUGUGGAAAGCGGGUACCAACCUGGAGAAGCACCUAUGUUGCAAGUUGUGGGAUAA